AUGGGGGACCUGCUUAUCCUCUGGGUGGCUGUGGGCAUAAGCUGUGCCACAUUCAGUUCCUCUGCCUGGUCAGUGAACAAUUUCCUGAUAACAGGUCCCAAGGCUUAUCUGACCUACACUACUAGUGUGGCCUUGGGUGCCCAGAGUGGCAUCGAGGAAUGUAAGUUCCAGUUUGCUUGGGAACGCUGGAACUGCCCUGAAAAUGCUCUCCAGCUCUCUACGCACAACAGGCUUAGAAGUGCUACCAGAGAGACUUCCUUCAUUCAUGCUAUCAGCUCUGCUGGAGUCAUGUACACCAUCACCAAGAACUGUAGCAUGGGCGACUUUGAAAACUGUGGCUGUGAUGAAUCAAAAAAUGGAAAAACAGGAGGCCAUGGCUGGAUCUGGGGAGGCUGCAGCGACAAUGUGGAAUUUGGGGAAAGGAUCUCUAAACUCUUUGUGGACAGUUUGGAGAAGGGGAAGGAUGCCAGAGCCCUGAUGAAUCUUCACAACAACAGGGCCGGCAGGCUGGCAGUGAGAGCCACCAUGAAAAGGACCUGCAAAUGUCACGGCAUCUCGGGGAGUUGCAGCAUCCAGACAUGCUGGUUGCAGCUGGCUGACUUCCGGGAGAUGGGAGACUACCUGAAGGCCAAGUAUGACCAGGCACUAAAAAUUGAGAUGGAUAAGCGGCAGCUAAGGGCUGGGAACAGUGCUGAGGGUGGCUGGGCACCCACUGAGGCCUUUCUUCCUAGCGUAGAGGCUGAGCUGAUCUUUUUAGAAGAAUCACCAGAUUACUGUACCCACAAUUCCAGCCUGGGCAUCUAUGGCACAGAGGGUCGUGAGUGUCUGCAGAACACCCACAACACAUCUAGACAGGAGCAACAUAGCUGUGGGCGCUUAUGCACUGAGUGUGGGCUACAGGUGGAAGAGAAGAGAACUGAGGCCAUAAGCAGCUGUAACUGCAAAUUCCAGUGGUGCUGUACAGUCAAGUGUGACCAGUGUAGGCAUGUGGUGAACAAGUACUACUGCACACGCUCCCCUGGUGACACUCUGGGUAAGGGAAGUGCCUGA
Otolemur garnettii (small-eared galago) is the source of this 1050-nucleotide messenger RNA. RefSeq names its product Wnt family member 8A (gene WNT8A). NCBI's taxonomy places the organism in Eukaryota, Metazoa, Chordata, Mammalia, Primates, Galagidae. Gene Ontology annotation, biological process: multicellular organism development; canonical Wnt signaling pathway; cell fate commitment. Gene Ontology annotation, cellular component: extracellular region. The transcript has 6 exons. The coding region runs from base 1 to 1050 and encodes 349 amino acids. The record is from RefSeq and is a predicted model, not a curated record. Gene Ontology annotation, molecular function: frizzled binding; cytokine activity.